UAUACUCUCUUUUUUUUUUUUUUUUUUUCCAUGAAUAAAACUGGGCUAGUGCGGUUCCAGAAUCCAGCGCUCAUGACUCGUGUACAUUCUGUAUUAAUUAAUUAAUUUGUUGCGUUUGUUUUAAAAAUUUUAAAAUAAUUAAUAUAACUAGUGCCAAAAUAAUAUAGUUUAAAAAUAUUUAAAAAAAAACAGUGAUAUAUUAAAGUGAUUAAAUGUGCUGCUGUGAAGUUUCCAUCAUCAACGGAUAACACUUUCAAAGGAAUAAACAAAUUAAUAAAUAAAUAGAUACCAAAGAGUAUCUAAAAAUUAAAGAAAAAAUGAACAAGACGUGUGCAAGAUGCGAGAAAACGGUUUAUCCGAUCGAGGAGCUUAAAUGUCUGGACAAGACUUGGCACAAACAAUGCUUCAAGUGCUUCGAAUGUGGAAUGACCUUGAAUAUGCGAACAUACAAGGGAUUUAAUAAACAGCCAUUCUGUGAAGCACAUAUACCAAAGGCAAAAGCAACAACAAUGGCAGAAACACCAGAAUUAAAACGUAUAGCUGAAAAUACAAAAAUUCAAAGUAAUGUUAAAUAUCAUGCAGAAUUUGAAAAAGCUAAGGGUAAAUUUACUCAAGUUGCUGAUGAUCCUGAAACAUUGAGAAUUAAACAAAAUAGCAAGAUAAUAUCAAAUGUUGCUUAUCAUGGUGAAUUACAAAAAAAAGCUAUAAUGGAACAAAAGAGAACAAUAUCCGGUGAAAAUGGUGAACAAAUAGAGUAUGUUGAAUUUACGGAUGGUACAAUAUCACCAGCAACUCGAAUAAAUCAAAAUGCAAAUAUAAAUGCAAAUAUUAAUGCAAAUGUUAAUGUUAAUGCAAAUGCAAAUACACCACAAGUUGUUAGAACAGCAAGUCCUGUACAAAGAACACCUGGUAGAAUUGCUGAUUAUGAUCCACUAACAGAAACAAGACCUAGUCCUUAUUCUAGUAGUAGACAAGGAGCAACAACAGUCAUUUAUACAAGUGACAAGGGUGCAGUCACAAAUCCACCAACAAGGAAAAUUGGAUCUGUUGCUGAUAUUGAUCCAGUCAAUGAAUAUUAUGGAUCAUUAACACCAUCAAUGAAUAAUAAUAAUAGUUAUAAUAAUAGUAAUAAUAUUAAUAAUAAUAUUAAUAAUCAUAUGCCUCAACAUCAGCAACCAUUACCACCACCACCACCACCUGCAAAUACACUGCGAGUAUAUCGAGCUCUUUAUGAUUAUGAAGCACAAGAUGUUGAUGAGGUAAGCUUUUCUGAUGGUGAUUUAAUUGUAAAUUGCACAGCAAUUGAUGAAGGCUGGAUGACUGGAGUUGUUCAACGAACUGGUCGUCAUGGAAUGCUACCAGCAAAUUAUGUUGAACCUGCACAUAUCUAAUAAAACCAUUAGCCCCAUAGGCAAAUAAUAUUUUUAUUCUUUAUUAGUAUUUUUUUUUUUGUUUGUUUUUUAUUUAUCACUUUUUGUUUUUUUAAUUUUCUCUUCUUGAAAUUAUUAUUUUUUAUCAACCCAAGUACCUAGGGUUUUAUAUUACUUACAUGAAAAAAAAAAGAAAAACAAAUUCAAAUAAUAAAUAUAAAAUAAAUGGGCAUAAAGUUUGAUUGAAUAAUUUUUUUUUUUAAUAAAUAAUCAAACAUAUUUUUUUAAUAUCUUUUUAUAAAUAAAAGUGCCUUAAAUUAUUUGAUAACUUUAUGUCCAAUUAUUUCACUUAUUAAAUUCAUUCCACAAUUAACAGUUUAUAUAGAUUUCCAUAUUUUUUUAAUUAAAAACUUAUUCCAUGUUAUAUAGAUAAAAAGAAAAAUUAAAAAUUAAAGUCUUCCGCUUGUUUAAUUUGAUUUUAAUAUUGCAAGACAAAUUGUAUAAUAAUUUAUUCAGUAAUAAUCAGUUCAAAAAAAAAAAAAAAUAAUGAGAAAAUAUAUUUGACAAAAUGACUGCGAAUAAAAAAAUAAUACAUUUCACUAUUAAUUAAACAAGUGAAAUAUUAAGACUCUUAGAUUUUAAACGAGAUUUAUAAAUUGUUGACUAAAAAAAAGUACAGUGCAUUGAUAUGUUUUUUGUUUUUUUUUUCUUCUUUUUUUUUUUCAAUAUCAAUGACACAAUCAAUGAGUGUCUUGAAUAACAAGUGCCUAUUCUGAAUUAUUAUCAGCAGAUUAUAGAUAAUAAAGCUCCUAAUAAUUCCAAGACAUAAUAUUUUUAUAAAAAAUGUUAUUAAAUAUGAUAUACUUGAACAU
Molecule: messenger RNA, 2242 nt
Organism: Aphidius gifuensis
Lineage: Eukaryota; Metazoa; Arthropoda; Insecta; Hymenoptera; Braconidae
Product: LIM and SH3 domain protein Lasp-like
Exons: 6
Coding region: 318-1391 (357 amino acids)
Cellular component (GO): focal adhesion
Molecular function (GO): actin filament binding
Source: RefSeq, a predicted model, not a curated record